Aspergillus affinis is the source of this 1593-nucleotide messenger RNA. RefSeq lists its product as uncharacterized. Gene Ontology annotation, cellular component: mitochondrion. Bases 1 to 1593 code for a protein of 530 amino acids. NCBI's taxonomy places the organism in Eukaryota, Fungi, Ascomycota, Eurotiomycetes, Eurotiales, Aspergillaceae. The record is from RefSeq and is a predicted model, not a curated record. The transcript has 6 exons.
AUGAAGACAGCAACUACAACUCUAUGGAAAGCCAUGGAGGAUGGCUCCGAGACACCAAUCAAUGAAGUCGAUCUCUACAAAUACCAAAGAUAUAGGUGGCUAAGUGGGGAGCCUCAAAAGCUUGCGGUGCGCUACCGUAAUUUCAACCUGCGAGCCCUCUUAGAUGCAUCCGUUGGCGCUACUGGUAACAGAGGGGGCGAAUGUGUGAAACUGCUUAAGUGCGUUGAAGGGCAAUUCAAUAAAGCAUUUGUUUUGACCAUGCAAACUGGUGAAGAAGUCGUCGCCCGACUGCCGAAUCCAAACGCAGGACCAGCUUUUUAUACUGUGGCAUCAGAGGUUGCUACACGCCACUUUCUGCGUGACAUUCUAGGCAUUCCAAUCCCUCAAAUUUAUGCUUGGUCAACAGAGGCAUCAAAUCCGGUAGGUGCUGAAUAUAUUGUCGAAGAAAAAGCUACAGGGCAGCCACUGGGCACACUUUGGAAUAAGAUGUCGAUGGCGAGCCGGCUGGAAAUCGUGAAUCAAAUUGUGCAAAUAGAGAAGAAACUCGCAUCAGUUUCUUUUCCGAGGCACGGAUGCAUCUAUUAUGAGACUGGUCUGAAAUCAAGACCAGUCAGCUAUGAGCCCCUCGACUUGCCAGCUAGCUUUACUUCAUUGUCCACAAAAGUUCAUCAAAGUCGAUUUCCCAACUUUGUUAUCGGGCCUUUGGUCACGCCAAAGCUAUGGGAAGGGAAAAGAGCUUCAAUGAAUCUUGACAGAGGCCCCUGGAACCACGUCACUGAAUAUUCCAUAGCUGUUGGGAAAAACGAGCUGGAAUGGGCAGAAUCAAAUGCGGAACCAAGGAUAAAUCCUUACCGAUCAUUGGAAUACCCCGAGACGCCAGAGGACUAUGUCUCCCUGCUGAAACGCUACAUGGCGCUAACACCGUACCUCGUGCCCACUUCAAUGAGUCAUGAGCAAGCGAACAGGAUUUCGCACCCAGACUUGCAUCUGGACAACAUAUUUAUUGAUCCAGUGACAAAUAACAUAACAUGCAUAAUUGACUGGCAGCUAGCCUCUGUUUCUCCAAUAUGUCUGCACCGGCGUUACCCACAGAUGCUUGAAUUUUCAGUCACAGCACAGUCAGAUCAAUUCAGCCGCGAGAAAACACUCCUUGACUACUAUUAUAAUGCAGUCAAAGAAGCAGAUCCUUUACGGUGGACGUACCUUAAUGAUCCCCUUCUCUCUGUUCGGACUGAUCCUAUAUCUCUUGUGCCUGGGUGCUGGGACCGAGACGACAUCUUCUCUCUACGUAACGCCUUGAUAACAAUCAUAGCUCGCUGGAGUGACAUUGGCCACACUGGAAUACAAUGUCCUGUUGAUUUUACCGAGGACGAGCUGUUGCAGCAUGAGAAGGAGAUGGAGCUUAUCGAGGGCAUUUCAAAAAUAAUGCAACAGCUAGAAGAUGAGGGGCUUAUUCCGUUUGGUGGUAUGGUUCGGCAGGAGUUCUUUGAACAUGCCAAAGAACUGAACGACAUCUUCAAACAAGAGUUCAUGGACUUGGCGGAAAAUGAGGCACAGAGAAAACUACACGAGAAAGCAUGGCCCUAUAGUUGA